Molecule: messenger RNA, 2270 nt
Organism: Desarmillaria tabescens
Lineage: Eukaryota; Fungi; Basidiomycota; Agaricomycetes; Agaricales; Physalacriaceae
Product: Na+ dependent nucleoside transporter C-terminus-domain-containing protein
Exons: 12
Coding region: 422-2158 (578 amino acids)
Biological process (GO): nucleoside transmembrane transport
Cellular component (GO): plasma membrane
Molecular function (GO): symporter activity; nucleoside transmembrane transporter activity
Source: RefSeq, a predicted model, not a curated record
GAGAUAAACGUCUGUGCAACCCGCAUGGUAUCGUGUCGCAGCAUGUGGACCAAGGUCCUAUCAUGCCAUAUGUAAGUACCCCGCUGUGCAUACGUUCUAAUUCGUGGACCUUGGGGGGCCUUAUCAUUCGUACGGAUCACGCAGUUCCAACUCAUGUCGGCCACCAAGACCAGCGCUCAGGUACCCCAGACUAAAGGGCAUCACCUGGAUAAUCGCGAAUCUCGUAAUCCUUUAACUGCACUAUCUCAGUCUAGUCCUGUCUUUCCAGGUUCGAGUGUCGUGACAGCACUGAUGGAACCAUAUGGAAAGAAGUUACAUCUUCGGAUAACGUCCGAUUUUAGCACACACUUCUUUUAAAUAGAUCAGAAAGACGGAGCAUGAUUAGUGCUUCUUCCUGCGACGCUCUCCGCCGUUUGCUCUAAUGGCCGACACCCAGGCAGCCGAUGUCCAUCCCUAUGCGCCUCCCUUGAUCACUUCAGAGCAGACUGCCAUACGGCGCAAGACCACGAGCUCGUCUACGUCCUUUGACGAGAAGAAGGGCCAUGCUGCUAAAGAUCCUAAGGUUGUCAUGUCCAACGACAAGGAAGAGGAUGGGAUCCCAACUUUUUAUCAGAGGUUCCGCCCAUUUAUCCUAGGAGCGGUUGCAGCUGUUAUCUUGGGUUGGUGGAUAAGUUCUAUAGUAUUGAAGGAUACACGACAUCGCUGGAUUGUCCAGACACUCUUUGCUUGGUUCUUCCUCCUCGUCAUUGCAUUCCGAUUUAUUCCCAACCGCGUUGUGUCGGAACCUGUCAGCGCAGUGUGGAUGCCGUUAGUUCAAGAACCAUGGUAUAGAUUAAACCGUAGGUUGCGGCUAGCAAUCGGUUGGUUGUGUCUUCUCGGCAUUGUUUUUGGAUCAGCUUUUGGUUUCAAACUCGAGAAUGGUUCCAACUAUGGCGAUCGUGCAAUUUCAGUUCUUGGAUUGUUCAUCUUCCAAUGCGGCUUUGUGAUUUCGUCAAAGUCGCGCUCCACGAUUCCCUGGCCUACCGUUAUCGUUGGCUUAUUCAUCCAACAGGCUAUCGCUUUGUUUGUGCUCAAGAGUGGAGCUGGAUUCUCAAUCUUCAACUGGGUCGCAACUCUGGCGGCUGAUUUUCUCAGCCAAUCUAAAGCGGGAGCAGCCUUCUUCUUCGACGCUGAAACUGUGGCGAAAAGUUGGUUCUUCGUGAACACUCUCGCGGCGAUUAUCUUUUUCGUUGCGUUUGUGCAAAUGAUGUACUACCUUGGGGUGAUGCAAUGGAUACUGAAAAACUUUGCCUGGUUCUUCUUCAAAUUACUGGAUGUAUCCGGUGCUGAAGCCGUUGUGGCCGCUUCAUCUCCGUGGAUUGGUCAGGGAGAAUCUGCCUGUUUGGUUAGACCAUACGUUGACCUCAUGACAGAUUCGGAGUUGCACUUGACGAUGACCUCUGGGUUCUCAACAAUUGCUGGGUCUGUCAUGUCUGCCUACAUUUCCUUAGGGGUUCCACCGGAGAACUUGGUAACCUCCUCCGUGAUGAGUAUUCCGGCGUCCAUUGCCAUAAGUAAGAUUCGAAUGCCGGAGGACGACGAGCCCGUCACUCGGGGUAAUAUUGUCAUUGAUCGCGGCGAAAGCAAAGAGCGGGCUCCGAGUAACGCUCUUCACGCUUUUAGCCAGGGCGCUGUUUUCGGUCUUAUCGUUGCUGGCCAGAUUCUGACUAACGUUCUCACUGUCCUAUCUUUGGUAUCUGCAAUCAAUGGCCUUCUUACCUGGAUCGGUCACGGAUUUGGAAUCCACCAACUGACUCUCCAGCUCAUCAUUGGUUAUAUAUUCUACCCUGUUACAUUCUUCUUGGGUGUUCCCCGGGCCGAGAUCCUCACGGUUUCCCGGUUGCUUGCGACAAAAUUGGUCGCGAACGAGUUUUCUGCAUACUUGGAGCUCAAAACAUUGAUGGCCAGUGAUGGCGCACUUUCACAGCGAGGAUAUACGAUUGCUUCAUAUGCGCUUUGUGGGUUUGCCAAUCUUGGCUCUCUCGGUAUCCAGAUUGGCGUACUUGGGGCGCUGGCACCCUCUAAGGGCAAGGUUAUUGCUCGCAUUGCUGUCUCAGCGAUGAUUUGCGGAUUUUUGUCUACGCUCCAGACCGCCAGUAUUGCAGGAAUGCUUGUAUGAGAGGGAUAUAUGUCCCAUUUGCUUCCAAAAGAGGGUGUUAUUCACUUUGUAGUUUACGUCUUCAUGAUAUUCAGUGUAUUCAAGAAAAAUGACGAUCGGUUUCCUGCACUUA